CCGACUGUCGCUUGGCGGCUGUGUGACUCCCCUCCCUCCGGGAUUGACAGGUGUCGGGCGGCCGGGGGAGGUUGCUGACUAAGCCGGGUCGGUCGGAGGCGGCGGCUGCGCGAGGCCUGAGGGCGCCGCCGGCAACAGCGCUCCUGGUCCAUGGGGAACGUGGCGAGCCACAGCAGCGAGAUGGGGGAGGAGGCGGCCGAGGAGGAGAUGGAAGGGACGGCGGCAGCCGAGCAGCCCGGGGCUGCCUCCUGGGCUGGGCUGGGCCCGCACCCUCCGCUGCCGCCGGCCACGGUGCUGCUGGAGCAGGCCCGGCUGCGGGAGGCCACGGCCCGGCUGCGGGAGGCCGCCCUGCCCGAGUCGCUGGUGUCCCGCCGCCACAGCACCCUGGUGCGCUGGCUGGAGGAGCGGCUGGGCCGCGGCGAGGAGGCCGUCAGCCUGGAGCAGUUCUGCGAGGUGCUGGAGAGCCGCGCCUCGGGGCCGGCGGCCGGGGCCCGCAGCGAGAGCGAGGAGGCCUUUGCACAGUUUGAUGCUGAGGGAGAUGGCACUGUGGAUGUGGAGAACAUGCUGGAGGCCCUCAAGAACUCCAGUGGAGCCAAUCUUCAAGGGGAACUUAGUCAUGUAAUCAGACAGCUGCAGGCUUGCUCUCUUGUUCCAGGUUUUAUUGACAUAUUUUCUGAAUCGAAAGAGCACCUUGGUCUUCAUGCUUCAAUGAUACUGAGAUUCUUGCAUCGGAACCGCAUUUCCAGUACUGUCAUCCCAUACCCAGUGUUGGAGUACUUCAAUAAUAUUUGUACUAUGCGGUCUUCAGUACUGAAGGAUUCUUUAGAUAGGCUUCUACUAAAAGAAAAGGAAUGCCCUAAUGAUCUGAAUGGUAACCAAGAAAUGGACAAACUCAAAAUUGUCACAAAGUGCUAUAUUCACAUAGAAAGCUCAUCAAACUCUGCUGACAUUGACAAGAUGACGAAUGGAGAAACCUCAUCCUUCUGGCAGUCAGAUGGGAGUGCUCGCUCACAUUGGAUACGUUUAAAGAUGAAACCAGAUGUUGUUCUGAGACAUCUGUCCAUUGCAGUGGCAGCUAAUGACCAGAGUUAUAUGCCGCAGCAGGUUACGGUAGCAGUUGGAAGGAAUGCCAACAGUCUCCGGGAGGUCCGAGAUGUUCACAUUCCCAGCAAUAUCACUGGCUACGUGACAUUGUUGGAAAACGCUAACAUUAGUCAGAUGUAUGUACAGAUAAACAUCAAGCGUUGCCUUAGUGAUGGAUGUGAUACUAGAAUACAUGGGCUCAGGGCUGUUGGCUGUCAAAGAGUUAAGAAAGUUGGCAUCUCAGUGUGUGAUGCUUCAGCUAUCUGGUACUGGUCUUUGCUGACCUCAUUGGUAACGGCUUCCAUGGAAACCAAUCCAGCAUUUGUUCACACUAUCCUACAAAAUACUCAGAAGGCAUUGCAGCACAUGCCGCCACUGUCUUUGACGUCGGGUUCUACAGACUUCUCAAGUUUCUUAUCUCCCAAUGUUUUGGAGGAAGUAGAUAGUUUUCUUAUAAGAAUAACCAGUUGUUGUGCCACUCCAGAGGUUGAACUUACAUUGUUGGCUUUUGCCCUAGCCAGAGGGAGUGUUGCUAAAGUGAUAAGUUCACUUUGUACUAUCGCUGAUCAUCUGGACACGCUAUACAAGGCUUCUUCACUCAUCUCUUCCAUGGCAACUGUUAGACGAAACCUGCUUUAUAAAUACGGAAAGUCGCUACAGCUGACCCUUCAGGCAUGUGACGUAAAAGGAAAGGAAGAUAAAUCAGGGCCUGAAAACCUCCUGGUUGAGCCAUGGACAGGGGAUGGUUUCCUUACUGAGACUGGAAAGACCAGAGCAAGUAUCAUUCUUUCUGCAGGAACUGAAUCUACAUUCCAGGUGACACAAAUUAAAAUAAAGGUUCGGAAAGGUGCUAUUGGAGCCCAGUGUGGGUUGGUGUUUGCUUAUAACAGCUCUUCAGAAAAAUUUCAUGCAGAGGAACAUUUUAAAAAAUUUGAAAGCUAUGACAAGUGGAAGCUACAAGAAUUCAGGCAAUUUUUAAAAAACAGAAAUGAUUGUUCAUGUGAUGAGCUGGGAGAGGAUGAUCCUGUUGGCUGGUUUGAGGUGGAAGAAGAUUGGGAUGAAGUGGCUAUCAAAAUGCAGCAGUGCAGAAUUUCCCAAUAUUUAAUGGUGAAGUUCUUGUGCACAAGGCAAGACACAGCAGAGCGCCUAGGAGUUCAAGGCCUGAAUGUUCUGGGGUAUCUUCGGCCUGUGGUAGGGGAGCCCAACAGAAGCAUGAACUGUCUGAAAUGCAAAGCAACAGAUGACGGCAUUUGUGGAACAACCCUUCUCCUGAAGACGCUUCAUUUCAUCCAACAAGUUGCACAGGACCUGGUUCAUCAAAAAGAAAGUGGAUUAAAGUACAGAUCAUUCUUGGACUUCACAGGCCUUGACUUGCAGCUUUUCUGGAAUUUUUACAAUAAACUACACCAAAACCCAAGGGAAGAGUGUCUCUCUGCCCAGACUGUGCUACUGCAGCUUCUUCAAAGCUGCUUCUCUGUACUUACUGGAAACAAUAAAUCUAUUAAAUCUCAGGAAGUUUCUCAAAGCAAAACUUCUGGCCAAACAGAAGCUGCAGUACAGCUCUACAAGCAUUUGUGUGAAGUAGUGGACAUGAGUGAUAGCAACUUCACACCCAUGACAACGCUAAAGCAGGAAGUUAAGAACACAUUGCUCAACGGAGCAGCUAUCUUUUUCCCAGAUAGACAGACCAGACAGGACCAGCUCUUCGCCAUGAUGAAAAACAUCACAGAACAGGAACAUAAGCAAUCUGUGCAUCUCACCUUCAGAUCCCUGUGUAUAUACUUCAGUGAUCAGGAUCCAGGUGGACUUUUAUUGUUGCCAGAUAAGGAAGUUUCUGAGGACUUUGACAUCAGCCAAGUGCUGUCAGUCAUGGAUACCCUUCUGUUGGUGGCGGCGAGAGAGUGUGAAAUGAUGAUGCUGGAUGUUGCCCAGCAGGAGAGUGGCACAGUACUGUCAUCCUUAUUCUGGUCUGUACAGGGAAGCCUCCUUUCAUGGUGCUACGUACAACUUAAGGGCAAUGAUAAUACAGCCAAGAGUCUUGCCAUAGAAAUACUUAAAAAAUAUGUGGGCCAGUUCCUGUCAAAUAUCAGAACAAUUUUAGAAUCACUUUUGUCCCAAUACAAUGGAAAAUAUAUAGUAGAAAAAUUAAGUAACUCUGUUUUUGCCAUGGCAACUCGUCAACUGGUGACUUUCUUGUUGGAUUUCUGCACUUUAGACAUUCCACACUGUACCCUACUUCAGGGUUUCAGUACCCUGACACAACUGCUGAAGAACCUUUGUAGUGAACCUGGAGAAAGUCUUAAUAAGGUGGCCAUGGAAAGCUGGCAGCAAGAACAACCCGUGGUGCUGCGAACAUGGACAAUGGAAUCUCCUCACAACUAUGAAAAUAAUUGCCAUGAGGUCUCCGUCUUCCUUUGUCCUGGGACAACUUACUUUGAGGUGGAAUUUGAUGAAAAAUGUGAAACAGAAAGGAGAUAUGAUUACCUGGAGUUUACUGAUGCCAGAGGUGCAAAAACUCGUUAUGAUACAAAGGUUGGCACUGAGAAGUGGCCCAAGAAAGUGACCUUUCAGGCUGGCCCACGGCUGCAGUUUCUCUUUCACUCUGACAGCAGUAAUAAUGAGUGGGGCUACAAGUUCUCCAUCACUGCUUAUGGCCUACCCGAUGUCGCAGUUACUUGGGGCUUGGAUUUGCAACUUCUUGUGUCCAGGUUGAUGGGGCGCUUGGCUUCGCGGAGUAUGGCACUGAAAUCCCAACUGGACCUAGGUAGUGAAGCAGAGUUGCCUCCUUCAAAAGUGACAUCAGUUCUUAAUUCUCCUUUAUGGAAACCUGUCUUCAGGCAUCAGAUGUGUCCUGAGGCGACUUUGGAAGCAAAUGAACCCAGACAAGUGCACCAAAAUAAAAAAGAGAUGAAGAACUCUCAUGUAGAUGACUGCCGUAACUUUCUUCUCGACUUUGCAAAAUCAGAUCCUUCCCAGGAUUUUUGUGGGCAAAAUUCUGAGCUUUUCAAAGGACUUAUACAGGCAUGUAAAAAACAGGCCCCAAAGACAGAUAUAGUUGCUGGUUCCACUGUUGAUCAAGCUGUGAACGCCACAUUUGCUGCUUUGGUGUAUCUCACUCCAGAUUUAUACGGGAAGCUACAAAAAUAUGUCAUCAGUGGAGGCAAGAUGCCUCUGAAUGAAGAGUUUGCACAAGUAUAUUCUUUGGCUGAUGGGAUUAGAAUAUGGAUGUUAGAAAUGAAGCAGAAGUUCCUGAUGGGUAAAGGAAAUGAUACAGCAGAGAAACAGAAUGUAGAAAUAAGUGAAGUGAACCCAGAAAUCCUUGCAAAACACUGUAUUCAGAAGAGCUUAUUGUUGUUAAAAUUUUUGCCUGUGAGAGCAAAGGCAAAAGAUCUUGCUUCUGAUAACUGGGUUGCUUCAGAAGUAGAGGAUGUCCAACAGUACCACGAUGGUAAACGUCAAAGGACUAGUUCUAUCGUAGAAGCCGAUUUUCAAGCAGCAAACUCAUUGUCUUCGAAUGGAGUAACUCAUCCUGCUUCUGCAGAAAGGGGUCGAGUGGUAGACUCUGACACAAAGAUUAAGCAAGUGCCAGACCCACCCCAAUCCGAAGUAGCCUCUGAAUCUCAAAGUAAGCUCCUUGAAAAUACAGUUUCACAGCAAGAGGACACAGCAUCUCCUCCCUCCACUCCAACUCGCAAAUCUCAGUUCAGCCGUGGAAGACUAAGGCUGUUAUCUUUUAGAUCAAUAGAAGAGCCUAAAUCAGUGCCCACUGUGAAGGAGAAAUAUCCUGUACUGAAAAAUAUAUUAGACUUUAUUAAGGAUCAAUCACUUUCUCAUGAAAGUAUUUUAAAGGUCCUUGUUUUGAGAAAAGCUCAAGCCCAAAGUAUCCUAGAAGUGCUGAAGACAAUCCGCCAGUGUUUAGAAUCUCUUGGGCAGCCUCACUGUUUCCAUCCACCCUGUGUACUCUUUCUCUUGGAACUUCUGGCCUGCCAGAAAGAUUUUACAAAUUAUUUUGGACACUUGGAAGGUUGUGGUGCCGAACUGCACAAAGAAAUUCGGGAGUCCUACUAUCAGCUUGUUCUCUUUUUGGUCAGUGCCGUGAAGGGAUUUAACAGCAUUAAUGACAGAUCAUUGCUCCCUGCCUUAUCCUGCGUGCAGACAUCCCUCCUUCACCUCUUGGAUAUGAGCUGGGAACCAAGUGAUCUUUCCUUUUUUGUUGAUAUACAGUUACCACUUCUCCUUAUGACUAUGUCACAAGAAAACAUAAGUGUUCAUGACAGUGUGAUUUGUCAGUGGAGUGAAGAAGAUGAAAUUGCAGACUACAAGCAAAACUCCGAGUGGAUGGAUGAAUGUCAGGAUGUAAUGUUUGAGACCUGGUAUGAAAAGAUAGCCCAAGCUGAUCCAGAGAAGCAGAGAAAGAUGCACAUGUUUGUUGCUCGUUACUGUGACCUAUUGAAUGUGGACAUAUCAUGUGAUGGUUGUGAUGAGAUUGCACCCUGGCAUCGCUACCGUUGUUUGCAGUGCAAUGACAUGGAUCUAUGUAAAACUUGUUUCCUAGGUGGCGUUAAACCUAAAGGUCAUGAGGAUGACCAUGAAAUGGUUAACAUGGAAUAUGCCUGUGAUCAUUGCCAAGGGGUUAUUAUAGGUCGCCGGAUGAACUGCAAUGUGUGUGAUGACUUUGAUCUUUGCUAUGGGUGUUAUUCUGCAAAGAAAUACUCUGACAGUCACCUUCCCACGCACAGCAUCACAAUAUAUCCGAUGGUGACCAUUCGAAUCAGUGACCGACAGAGACUCAUCCAGCCUUAUAUCCACAACUAUUCUUGGCUACUGUUUGCUGCCUUGACUCUCUACUGUGCAGACUUGGCAAGUGGGGAUGAAGUAGGAGAGAAACUUGAUUCGCAGAUUCUCAGUCAUGCUAGAGUUCUGCAACAUCAAUGUAUACAGCUCAUUGGAGACUGCCUGAUGAAAGCACAGCAUGGAAAAGGUUUGAAAGCUUUAGCUUUCCUCUGCAUGUUGCCAGAAGGUGAAUCUUUCUCAGGGAAUGAGACCACUUCUGUGAGCCCUCCAAAAGGUGGCGCUAUAGAGGGCCAUGCUGGUGAUAAAGCAGCCAACAGAAUGAAUAAAAAGCCAAGGACAGGCUCUUUUGUAUAUUGCAAUGGGAAAGGAGAUGUUUGUGAUGAAAUUCAGUCUUCUAUAGAAAAACAAGAUAGCCAAAGCAAUCCUCCUAGUGCUCCUUUAUCAAAGAAAGAUGUUUUGAGCCAGGAUUCAGAGACACUGACUCUUAAUUCUGUAGAUGAUAGCAUAUCUUCACAUCUUCCAGAUGUUGAAAAUUCAGAAGAUUCAUCCCAAAAGCAGGCAGAGAAGGCUCUAAUGCCUAGCCAGGAGCAAGUCUUUGCUGAAUGCUCUCAGAAGAGGAUUCUUGGCUUGCUGGCAGCUAUGUUACCACCUUUCAGAUCUGGAUGCACAAUGUCUUUGAUUAACGUGGAACAGAUCCUCCCACUGAUGUUUCAGGUUGUAAUCUCCAAUGCUGGCCACUUAAAUGAAACCUAUCAUUUAACCCUGGGUCUUCUGGGCCAGUUAAUUCUGAGACUUAUGCCUGCAGAAGUCGAUGCUGCAGUGACAAAGGUCCUUUCAGCCAAACACAGCCUGUUUGCAGCAGGAGAUGGGUCUACAGUGCCAGAAGGCUGGAAGACUACUCAUCUUUUGUUCAGUCUGGGAGCUGUAUGCUUAGACAGCCGCAUAGGUCUGGACUGGGCAUGCUCCAUGGCGGAUAUUCUUCGAGCUUUGAACUCCUCUGCACAGUGGCAUAGUGUGAUUGCAGCUUUCACAGACCAUUGUAUUAAGCAGCUGCCCUUCCAGUUAAAACACACCAAUAUCUUCACCUUAUUGGUACUUGUUGGAUUUCCAGAGGUGCUGUGUAUGGGAACUCGCUCCGUGUACAUGGAUAAUGCCAAUGAGCCUCAUAAUGUUAUCAUCCUAAAGCACUUUACUGAGAAAAACAGGGCGGUUGUUGUAGACAUCAAAACCCGGAAAAGGAAAACAGUAAAAGACUACCAGUUGGCUCAGAAAUGUGAACAAGAGAGCACUGAAUCCCAAACCCAGCUGAGACAGUAUCUCCAGCAUUUUGCUUUUAUAACCAGCCACCUUUUGCAGACCAGCAUGGACAGUAGCUAUGCAGAGGCAGUGGAAGCCACCUGGGUCUUGUCUCUUGCUCUGAAAGGAUUGUACAGAACACUUAAGACUUAUCGUUUUGAGGAAAUCCAAGCAGCCUUUCUUCAGUCGGGCUUACUUAAGCUGCUGGUGAAGAAGUGCAGCAAAGGAACUGGUUUCAGUAAGACAUGGCUUCUCAGAGACUUGGAAGUUUUGUCAAUAAUGCUGUACUCCUCAAAGAAGGAGAUCAGCUCCCUGGCUGAACGUGAGGAUACAGAACUAGAGGAAAGGGACCGAGAUCAGAACGUGGACCCAUCCAUCAGUCCCAUUGAUCUGGAUCAGAGCAAACUUGAUCCUCUAGAGGGCUUGGAUGAAGCAACCAAAAUAUGUUUCUUGAUGACGCAUGACGCACUCAAUGCACCAUUGCAUAUUCUUCGUGCCAUGUAUGAGCUGCAGAUGAAAAGAACAGAUUCUUUCUUCCUGGAAGUUCAAAAGAGGUUUGAUGGAGAUGUAAUUACAACAGAUGAAAGGAUCCGAACACUGGCCCAGAAAUGGCAACCCAGCAAGCGUUUGAGAUUGGAAGAGCAGAGUUCGAAAGCAGUGGAUACAGACAUGAUCAUCUUGCCAUGUUUGUCAAAACCUGUACUCUGUGAUAAAGCCACUGAGGAAUCCAAUCCCAUUACCCAGAAACUGAUAACCAACACGGAGAGUGAUCUCCAGCUUAGCUAUGCCAAACAGCGUCGCACCAAGAGUUCCAUACUCUUACAGAAAGAGCUGGAUUCCAGGAGCAAAAAAGCUGUGCGGGAUUACCUGUAUCGGGUGAACGAGGCUACUGCUGUUCUUUAUGCCAGGCAUGUACUUGCCUCGUUGUUGGCUGAAUGGCCUGAUGACAUGGCAGUAAAUGAAGAAAUCCUGGAGCUCAGUGGUCCAGCGCACAUGACUUACAUUUUGGACAUGCUUAUGCAGCUAGAGGAGAAGCAGCGAUGGGAGAAGAUCUUGCAGAAAGUGCUGCAUGGUUGCAGUGAGAGCAUGUUGGGAACAAUGGCACUGACUGCCUGUCAGUUUAUGGAGGAACCUGGAAUGGCAAUCCAAGUGCGGGAAUCCAAACAUCCUUAUAACAACAAUACUAACUUUGAGGAUAAAGUUCACAUCCCUGGUGCUAUCUAUCUCUCAAUCAAAUUUGACUCUCAGUGUAAUACAGAAGAAGGUUGUGAUGAAUUAAUCAUGUCCAGCAGCAGUGAUUUUCAACAGGAUCGGCACAGUUUCAGUGGGUCUCUGCAGAAGUGGACUGAUUUUGAGCUUCCAGGAGAUACACUGUAUUAUCGGUUUACCUCUGACAUGAGUAAUACUGAAUGGGGUUACAAGUUUACAGUGACAGCAGGUCACCUUGGAAGGUUCCAGACAGGGUUUGAGAUUCUGAAGCAAAUGCUGUCGAAGGAAAGGGUGGUUCCACAUCUCCCACUAGCCAAAAUCUGGGAAUGGCAGGUAGGAGUCGCAUGCUGCCAGAUUGGGCAUCAGCGUUUAAAGGCCAUCCACCUACUCCUGAAGAUAGUGCAGGGCAGCAGCCACAGUACUCUGAUCAAGGCCUCUGAAGUGGAGUUCUCUUUUGAUGAUACCUACUUUACGGACUGUGACCUCACCUUGUUAAAGCCACUCUGGCAGCUUUUAACCCACAUGGAAAAUAACCUGUGCUAUGACAUGACCAAGCCUGGUGUUCUUCUUCUUCCUCUUCAUCGUGCACUUACGGAACUUUUCUUCGUUACAGAGAACAGAGUGAAUGAGCUUGGAUCUCUGCAGGACUACUUGCUUGCCUUAAAUAGUGAAGAGCAUCUUCAUCGUUGCACAGCACAGGCCUUGAAAAACAUUGCUGCUAUCAGCCUUGCCAUUAACUAUCCAAACAAAUCAACAAGUCUCUGGAAUGUUUAAUACUGGCUCAUGGCUGGAGUGCAUGGGAUAAAAUAGUUUGUCCAUAGAAACCUUGGAACAAACAUCUUCACUCCGUUCAGGAAAAGUUACUUCAGCUUCAGCAUAUGGGUACUCUGCAGCCUUCCUUCCUUCCACUUCGAUGUAGAAUUUGUAAAAGUAAAAGCGCACUUCAAAGAAAAAGCACAUUUUGGAGUAACUCACGCGUCACCUACAGUUACAUACGCACAUAUUGUAGCAUGUUAGAGUAAACAGAAAAGUAUUUUUUUAUUCAGAGAGUGAACGGGCGAAGAUUUCUGAAGUAUGAGAAUGGAGAAGGCCCAGUUCUUGUAUUAUCUGCUCCCAGUAAAACCGAGUGACUAUAUCUGGAAGGGACAGCUUGAAAAGUUUUGCUGAACUUACGCUGGUACCACCAGUAGCAUCCAUUUUUCACUGGAAGUAAAAUUAGUGAAGAAGAAUCUUGGUGGACUGUGUAAGAGUAAAAAUGGCCCCCACUUGAAACCUUCCAUGUUUCACUUUGCUUUGAAAGCCGCUACCCAUGGAGAAAAACCUGCAGCAACUAACUCAGUACUAAACUUUUAGGUUUUAAAACAAAUAUAGAGAUUCAAAGAGCAGUUAAAAGAUUCCGAUGGCAGAGCACCCUUGUGAGAGGUGAAAGCCUCUACUGUUCUUUUUGGUUUGAUCGAUUGAUCUUACCCUACUUUGUCUUAAAUAUGUACAAUGCAUUGUUCUGGUUUAGUUCAGAAACCACAAUGGCUCCCUUGGAGUAGCUUUUGAAGAUGUGGUAUGAGAAGCUGAGGCGCACUGGCUGUGAUGCAUAACUUGUAUGUUUCUCAAAGAUGGCAUCUUUCCAAGAAAUUAUUCAUGGCAUAAUUUUUUCUUAACUCUUUGUUACUGGUGGCCCAGGAGCUCCUUCUGGUGAACAUUGGGAAACCCUGAUUCCCAGCAUCAAGGGAUGAUGGGGGGGUUAGUGAUUAACCCAAUUUAUCUCAUAUAGCAAUAACUGCAUUACUCCUGCUGAAUGUGGAAUAAAUAGCAGACCCCUGUGUUGAAAUAAAUUGGCUUUAAUCUUGCCCAAAUUUGCUGGUUAUUCCGUUUCCAAAGAAGAUUGCAAAGAGCUUAAAGGGUUGUGGGGCUACAUUUUGUGUGUGCUAAUUGCCUGGUUGGUUUUGUUGAAUGUAAAAUCUGCAAAAUUUCUAUUCUGCUUAGAUUUUUUUUUUCCAGAAUGAAACUAUGAAGAAAGCAGAGCCAGAUGCAUCUGUAGUGGAGACUGGAAAGCUGAUCAAAAUGGCAUAAGGACAAUGACUGUGUUGGAACGGAGUGUUGUGUUCACUGGUCUUAUUUGUCCAAAAAGGCCAGUGGGUAGCACUGUCAUGUGUAUAGGAGCCCUGCAUUUGGGAAUAGUUUGUGGAAUGGUGCUCUUCCAGCCACCUGGGACUGGGAGUAUCUUAAAGGCGGUGCUAUUUCCCUCUGGGAGGGAAAUGUGCAACGUGCUUUAGUGUCCCCAUUUUUUGGGUGGUCAUUGGUGCUGCAGCCUUGGAAGUAGCAAGUUGGCUCCUAUUCCAUUAGGAGAAUGCAAGGCCAGUACUGUUGUGGGAGAGAAGUUUAAACUGGAAAGAGUAAACUGGAAGGGGUUAAAAACUGAAGACCCUCAUUGGCACCAGUAGUUGCGAUCACCUUCUUCAGGGGAUGGGAUGGCUCUCUUAGUCAAAGCAAAUCUUAGAGUGGAGGAAGAACUUGUCCUCUGCCCAAGUUUGGAAAGAGGCAGAGAAAUGCAUACUCCUCUGAAAACACGCCUGCAAUAUUACAUAAUGAAAGUUAGUUCCCUCUCCCAUUCCAGGAUGAGAGACUUUUGAGUACUAAACAUGAGAUUUACUUGUCAUACCUUUAACUCCUAGAUAAAGGAAUUUGCAGUCUUAUGCUUUGGUUCCCUCUUCGUGAUGCCUUUAAACUUGUCAGCUGACUGCAGGAGAGGCUAGGAGCUUUCCUGGUCAACCAAAUGCAUGUCUCUUUCUGACAGUGUGAACUCCUACUGGAGAAUCUGGGGUGGGGCAAGGGUUAUUACACCAAAACUAUGGUCCUCUUCUGAAGUCCACUUCAAUGAACAGUGUGUAUUGUAUCAAAGGGUCAGAUGAGCAUUUUAAAACUGCUGCUCUGGGACAAUGUGGAUUUCCUACCCACUGUCUCGGAACGAGUCCCUGGCUAAUUGGUAAAGAUAUGCGAUAGAUUGAUUGUGCUGUAUGUAAGGUAUGUGAUGCGCUGUUGAGAUCUGCCUAUGUUUAUUUACAGAAGGUUUUUUCCUCUUUUUACAUCAGGGUUACAGACUGUACAGAGAUCUGUCACUGAUCCUAUCAUGGCGUUUCCUCAUUCUCGUUCUUUUUCUGUUGCACUGUAUUUUUACUUUCUAUAUAACAAUAUGCAUAAAGGCUGUAAGAAUGACACAGGAGUGGCCAAAAUUACUAUCUAGGCGUACCACUUACUACCCUUACCAGCAGGUCUGCCAGUCAGCCAUCUUGCUCUCAAAGGGCUGCAAGUGGCAUUAGCUGCUAAAUAUUCUUUCCAACCACUAGAUGGAACUGAAGGGCUGUCACCUGGCUUGACACUGAGUCAGUCUUUCACUGCCUUACAACAUGCUGGUUCAUUGUGGGUUUUUAGGGGUGCAAGAAAUAUUGAUUUUUUUUUCUAUCAUGUAAAAAGGGGAGGAGGAGUAAUUAUGACCAAUAGCUCUCUGAAAUCCUGCAGCAGUUCCAAGUGGAUGCAGAUGAUACUGUGGAAUAGACAAAGCUGGCUGGAAAACAGGUAUGCUGAAGAAAAAAAUGUGCCUAAUUAAAAAACGAUUGUGUCCUGAUUCACAGAUGAUGUAUUUAAAACAAAUCACAUUGUUCCUAAUGAUACAUGUGACUUGCUUUCAUUAAACACUUUAAGAGGUUUUUAAUUUUUUUUUCUUACGGGUUUACUACUUUGCAAUUUUUAUCGUUUUUGGUUGUUUGAAAUAGAUCAGACCUUUAGAUUUAUUCCAGUUCAGCUCAACAUGUAACAAGAAAGUUAUAGAUGUGGGUAAAAUAUGCAAAUGAAGAGAAAUAUAUUGUAAAAAUUCUAUAAAAAGUACAACACGG
Messenger RNA from Caretta caretta (loggerhead turtle), 12269 nucleotides. It is a transcript of the gene ZZEF1, whose product is annotated as zinc finger ZZ-type and EF-hand domain containing 1. The record is from RefSeq and is a predicted model, not a curated record. Gene Ontology annotation, molecular function: zinc ion binding; calcium ion binding. Lineage: Eukaryota; Metazoa; Chordata; Testudines; Cheloniidae.